CCUAAAAUUACGGAGUAUGAGUUUUUGAACCCAAAAAUCCAUAAUAUUGACUACUUUUCAUUUGCAACAACUCUUGCAGCAAAUUCUCCCUCCCGCGCAGCCGCCUCAAUCCUUCUUACCUCUCUCCGCGCUGUAACAAAGGAGCACGUUUCAGUAGAAAAAUGUUAUACAUAAUCGGUUUAGGGUUGGGCGAUGAGCAAGAUAUUACACUCAAAGGUUUAGAAGCUAUUCAAAAAUGCGACAAGGUUUACAUGGAAGCUUACACUUCCCUUCUCUCCUUCGGUCUCUCUUCACACGGCCUCUCCAACCUCGAAAAACUAUACGGUAAACCCAUUAUUCUUGCCGAUAGAGAAAUGGUUGAAGAAAAAGCGGAUGAUAUUCUCUCCCAAGCUCAACUUUCUCAUUCUGCUUUCCUUGUUGUUGGUGAUCCUUUUGGGGCUACCACUCACACUGACCUUGUUGUUCGAGCUAAGAAGAUGGGAAUCGAAGUCAAAGUUGUGCACAAUGCAUCUGUCAUGAAUGCAAUUGGGAUUUGUGGUUUGCAGCUAUAUCGUUAUGGGGAAACUGUUUCAAUACCUUUCUUUACUGAGACGUGGAGACCUGAUAGCUUCUAUGAAAAGAUUCAACAAAAUCGAAAUUUGGGACUUCACACACUUUGCUUGUUAGAUAUUCGGGUGAAGGAGCCGACACUUGAAUCUUUGUGCAGAGGAAGAAAAGCAUACGAACCUCCCAGAUAUAUGACUAUAAACACAGCCAUUGAGCAGUUAUUGGAGAUUUCACAAGCACGUGAAGAAUCUGCCUACACAGAAGAUACCGAGUGUGUUGGGCUUGCUCGUCUGGGAAGUGAAGAUCAAAUAAUAGUAGCUGGAACAAUGAAGCAACUACAAUUGAUUGACUUUGGAGCACCUUUGCAUUGCCUAGUAAUAACAGGCAAGACCCAUCCCUUAGAGGAAGAAAUGUUGGAUUUUUACAGAUGCAAACCGUAGUUAAACAUCGAAGACACGUGGCCAUUUAAUUCAGAAAAAAACCUGUUUGUGUUGAAGGAGUCCCAAAAUUUGUUGUUUUGUAAAACAUUUUGUUUGCCAAUCAGUGCCGAAUGUGUUUAUGUUUAAUGUUUAAUUCAUUAGUGGCCUAAAAAUAACAGUGUAGGGGUUUUAAUUUUUGCAUAUCCUAGUUUUAGCAGAAUUGAAAAAUUGAAGUGUUUAUCCUUGUCUCAGAUGAUGCUCCUAGUGAAAUUAUGUAAAAGGAUUAAGAUUUCAAUAGUCUGUAAAAUUAAUUUUUGACAUAUUAA
Medicago truncatula (barrel medic) is the source of this 1291-nucleotide messenger RNA. Its product is annotated as probable diphthine methyl ester synthase. The transcript is spliced from 6 exons. The record is from RefSeq and is a predicted model, not a curated record. Lineage: Eukaryota; Viridiplantae; Streptophyta; Magnoliopsida; Fabales; Fabaceae. Bases 162 to 986 code for a protein of 274 amino acids. Gene Ontology annotation, biological process: protein histidyl modification to diphthamide. Gene Ontology annotation, molecular function: diphthine synthase activity.